UUGAGAGAGAGAGAGAGAGAGAGAGAGAGAGAGAGAGAGUUUUAUUAAGUUAUAUUUGUUAAUUUUUAAGCAGAUAGUGUUAAGACGCCCAUCAGACUACUGACGUGUAGAAAAGAUGGGCGGCGGGUGUCUGGAGGCGUUGACGCAGCUGCGCGUGUGCAGGCGCUCGAGUAUACAUAAUAUAGCAUCAUGGUAGUGGAAUAGUACGUACGAGUAAUAGUCCCUAUCCCUGACGCAGCUUACCUUAUCGCCCGUCCCAUAGUGCAGAAUACUGUUACGUAUUUCAGGGCAUUUCAUUUCCCAAUUAUCGUUGCAGGAGGUUAAGAAUUAGGCUUUUUCUCACAUGAUUAAAGGUAGAUAUUUUGCGAAACUAGAGUAAAGAAUUUGACAAAGUUUUCUCUUCUUUACAAGUAAUAAGGCGUGGUCAACCUAUAAUAGUGUCUCGGAAUGAUUCUCCGGCUUCUUUCACAUUUGUUCAGUAAGCGAGUGAACCAAGGCAUGGAUGAUGCAGCAAACUAAUUAACCUAUAUGUAAGACACUUAGCUUUACAUCCCUGCUUAGUUAUAACAUGUCAAGAGCUUAAUGAAGGGCAACCUUAUUUUGUCAAGCUUUGGUUCGUUCACGCUAGCGAUCUUAUCUGUUAUCGAUGUGCACAAAUCGUCGACGAGGCAGAUUCUGGCGAUGACAAGACUAUCGCUAUCGCCGGCGGCCAAGACGAGACCAAAACUUGCUCCGGCCACUAAACGCAGGUUACUCCUUUAUUGUUACAAGUAAAUAGUCUAGACAGGAGAGCUUCAUCUUCAGGUUAGCCCUCAGAAGGUGGCCGAGUGUGAGGUGUGUGCCGUGUCGGUGUGAGGACGAGGGAGCGUUGGGCCAGGCUGUAUAACUGCACAAAUUAGAAUAUCCUUCAGAGUGUUUGUAUCACGUUGUGUGGUGCGGCACCAAUACUUUCGUUCCUGGGAUCUGCAUGCUGAGGUGCGCAUAUCUGUCUCAGCUGAACACGCCACGGUUCAGAGGCCACUGUUGUACAGUUCUAGUACACCGGGUAAGGGGUGGGGCAGUGCUGCUUCUAGUGUAGUGUUGGCAUGUGGGUGCAGUACACUCACACCUACACUCUAUAUUCUCUUGGUGGAAUCGGCAUGGGCAUGGGUCUAUCUGUUACCUUGAAUCCCAAUGGCGUAGGCUUAGAGACGGCCCUCAAGGCCCCAUUAUUGUCUCAGUCGGGAGUGGGCGGGGGCCCCACUGCCCCCCUCCAGCCACUCUUCCCUAUUGCUACCAUGGCGCAGGUGGCUCUGGCGCAGCCCACCUCUGCCCCCUCCCAGCUUCCCCUCCAGCAGCCUCCGCCCACCUCCCGUACCCACCGCUCCCCAUCUCCACCCCCUUCCCCAACUCGCCCUCUCCUGGGGUCUUCUUCAGGCUCCAUUGUGGGCCUCCGUGGACCAGAUAGUGGACAAAAUGAAGGCACUGGCACUGGGGACUGCAGCUCUCAGGGGCGGGACUCCCCGGAGCUUAUCCCCAGCACCGUGUAGCCCCGGCGGAAGGAGCAGCAGAGAGAGCACUCCCAAGGUGACCCAGUAAUCUCCGACGUAUGAGUCAAGACGGGAUUCAUAGCUCGUGUGACCUGACAAGAACACUAAGAGCCAGUUUACUGACGCGUGACGGUGCGUGUGACGGGCCGAGGAGCCAGACACUACCACGGCGUCCCUUGUCAGCCAGACGCCCCGUGACAGACCUUGUACUGUGAUCCUUGAGUGUUACUUGUAUAACUAUUAUAUAUUAUUUUCAUUAUUUUGGUGUUCAGAAGACAAUGAUACUUCGAAUGCAAGACUUACAGCACUGUUUGCCUGCAUGUUUGUUGACACGAUUUUAGCACAUUUGUUUCCUCUCUCAUAAAGGACCAAACAAGAAGUCGAGUAUUUUAACGCUUUCAUGUUUUCAUUGUUUCCUCCUAUACCACUUGGCCGGUCCCGUGCGGGGCUGUGGAGGCGCGGGCAGCUAAGCACAAGCUCUGGCAGUUGUUGGCCAUUGUUCUACUUUUGUUACCUACUUGUAAUUUCAUCUUUUUAACCUGUCCUAUGCUCUGACGUUUUCACUUGCAGUCUCUUAAUAUAUAUAGAGGACCUAACACUACCAGCAACAGCCACUAAUGGAUUUAUAAGUAAGUGAAGUAUUUUAAUGAACAACAUGUGCAUUAUAAAAGUCCAUAAUCAUAUUUAGAGGCCUAAGACUGUUAAACUUGUGGUACUUUGAGUAGUUCAGAUGGCAUUGUAUUUGUGGUGGGGAAGAUCGAAGCGCCACGCUGCCCUCUCUCGUGCUGUUCAACUCAAACACGGCAUUGUAUUCAACAACCAUUAUUAUUAUUAGCAGUAGUGCUCCUGUUAUGAUUAUUAUUAUUAUUAUUAUUAUUAUUAUUAUUAUUAUUAUUAUUAUUAUUAUCCAUUAUUGUUAUUAUUGUUGCUUUUA
Messenger RNA from Portunus trituberculatus (swimming crab), 2463 nucleotides. Its product is annotated as splicing factor, proline- and glutamine-rich-like. NCBI's taxonomy places the organism in Eukaryota, Metazoa, Arthropoda, Malacostraca, Decapoda, Portunidae. The record is from RefSeq and is a predicted model, not a curated record. Bases 1086 to 1529 code for a protein of 147 amino acids. The transcript has 2 exons.